Molecule: messenger RNA, 1410 nt
Organism: Penicillium subrubescens
Lineage: Eukaryota; Fungi; Ascomycota; Eurotiomycetes; Eurotiales; Aspergillaceae
Product: Zn(II)2Cys6 transcription factor domain-containing protein
Exons: 2
Coding region: 1-1410 (469 amino acids)
Biological process (GO): regulation of transcription by RNA polymerase II
Molecular function (GO): zinc ion binding; DNA-binding transcription factor activity, RNA polymerase II-specific
Source: RefSeq, a predicted model, not a curated record
AUGGAUCUCUCGGGAGGAAAGCCCUUUAGAUCCCGGCGGACGCACCGGAAGUCGCGACUCGGUUGUGCGAACUGUAAGAAGCGGCGUAUUAAGGUCUUUUCAUUCUUGUCAAUCAUGUUGAACAUUCUGCGUGCUGUAUUCUGCUUCCCUCGGCGAAAGCCUUGGAUUACAUCAAUUGGCCAAACUGACGACGAGGACAACCUGUCACAGUGCGACGAGAAGAAGCCAAUUUGCACCAACUGCGAUAAUCAUGGCGUUGAAUGCUCAUUCUCACUGGUCGCUCCGACUCCUCCAGCUUCGGAAACACUGUCUCCUAGUGCAACUAUAUCCGAAACAUCGCCUGAACAAAAUACCCAACCGCUUUCUCGACGGUUCCGACCAUAUCCAUACUCCAACGGAGGACUAAAGCAGACAUUCAAAUUAUCUAAGCCCAAAGAUCAACCUCAAUCACCAGUCGAACCAACAGAGCCACCAGUCGAAUUCUUACCCUUCAAAUCAAUAUCGCUGGCCGAUUUACAUCUAUUCCAUAACUAUACCAUCUCAACCUAUCAGACCAUGGUGGAAGACGUCGACAGGAAUGGGAUUUGGCAGAAUCACAUCGUCCAAUGGGGCAUGGAAUUCCCGUCAAUCUUACAUCUCAUCCUGGCUCUCUCCGCUCUCCAUCUCGCAUACAAGAAUCCCGAGUCGCGCGAGAAAUAUAUCCAACAAGCCGAUGAUCACUUCACAUUCGGCGUUCGAACGGUCACGAGUGUCCUGUCACAACUCAAUGCCGAUAAUUGUCAAAAGAUUUACAUGGCGGCCGUUCUGAUCUGUUUCAAUUACUUUGGCCGUGGACCUCGGCCAGGCGAAUAUCUUAUCUUCAGCGAUGCCGGCGCAGGUGAAUGGCAGGUUCUCAUGUGGGGGGUGAAAACCAUUGUCAUGUCCUAUCAUGCCAAGGUAUUUAGUGGCAUCUUGGAGCCAAACGUCGACGAAAAAGAACCCGUCUUGAGUGAUUCUAUGAGCAUCGAGCUUCAUGAGCAUACCAUCCACGUGGAAGCCUUACAGCGACUCAUCGAGCAAGAGACAACAGACGAAGCCGAUCGCGCUAUGUACACAAAGGCAAUCAGUGACCUGCUGAUUAUCAUGCGAGAAGUCUACGAAAAACGAUCAAUCGGAGAUCCGGGUGUGGGCUUGAUGCAUCUGCUGAUUGGUUGGCUAUAUCGUUUGCCGGAGGAGUUGGUCAGCCUAUUGGAACAGAAAGAGCCGCGUGCUCUUGUUAUAUUAGCGUACUGGGCUGUCAUGUUGAAGUACAUGGAUAGUGUCUGGUUUAUGAAGGGAUGGUCUGAGCAUGUAUUGUCGGGAAUAUCGGGGUAUCUUCAACCAGGGUAUCGCCCUUGGAUUGAGUGGCCUUUGCGGGGUAAGACAGGAUAG